This is a messenger RNA of Scomber scombrus (Atlantic mackerel), 2102 nucleotides long. RefSeq names its product transmembrane protein 50B. The transcript has 7 exons. The record is from RefSeq and is a predicted model, not a curated record. Bases 188 to 664 code for a protein of 158 amino acids. Gene Ontology annotation, biological process: protein targeting to vacuole; late endosome to vacuole transport via multivesicular body sorting pathway. NCBI's taxonomy places the organism in Eukaryota, Metazoa, Chordata, Actinopteri, Scombriformes, Scombridae.
GAAGAAGACGCUUUAAAAGGAAACUGAAAUCAAUCACUGACUUUAAAGGUAGAAGCCAGAAGCAGAGCAGCCUGCAGUCAGCGAGGAGCAGCAGCUGUUAACAGAGACCGAAGAGGAGGAGGAAGAGGAAGAGCACCGGUUCACCUGUGCAGAGAAGGAUCAGAGAACGAGGAGGAAGAGGACACAGAUGGCGGGAUUUCUGGACAACUUCCGCUGGCCGGAGUGUGAAUGCAUCGACUGGGGAGAGAGGAGGAACGCUGUGGCCUCUAUCGUAGCAGGAGUGCUGUUCUUCACAGGCUGGUGGAUCAUGAUCGACGCGGCGGUGACGUAUCCCAACCCGGAGAAGAUGAACCACGCCUUCCACACGUGUGGCGUCUUCUCCACCAUUGCGUUCUUCAUGAUCAAUGCUGUUUCUAACGGUCAGGUGAGAGGAGACACGUACGGGGAGGGCUGCCUCGGCAGGACAGGAGCUCGUCUCUGGCUGUUUAUCGGCUUCAUGACGAUGUUCGGCUCGCUCAUCGCCUCCAUCUGGAUCCUGUUUGGUGCCUACGUCGUGCCCAAGAAAGAAGUGGCACCGGGACUCGCUGUGUUUUUUCAGAAUGCCUUCAUCUUUUUUAGCACUCUGAUCUACAAGUUUGGCCGGACUGAAGAUUUAUGGGGUUAAAGGGUCUUUUUUUAUUUCUCUUCACACACACACACACACACACACACACACACACACACACACACACACACACACACACACACACACACACACACACACACACACACACACACACACACACACACACACACACACACACACACACACACACACACACACACUUUAAUAACCUGCACAGAGCUGCAACUAAACAUUAUUUAAUUCAUUGGCUGAUUAUCUGAUUAGUGGUUUCUGUCUAUAAAAUGUCAGAAAAUGCCAAAUAAGAUGUCCUCAAAUGUCUUGUUUGAGUCAAAAAUCCAGAAAUAUUGAUGAAAACUAAAGAAACAGGGAAAUAUUAAUUAGUAUUUCGUCAUAUUAAUUUUAAAGGCUAGAAACAGUAUUUUUAUUUUCUCAAUUAAUCGUCAAAAUAGUUGAUUAAUUUCCUGUUGGUGAACAAAUGGGUGCAGCUCUAAACCUUCACAGCUUUUUAAAUAGAAACCCACCAGUGGUGCUUUUUCAACACACACACGCACACACACACAUUCAUCCUGUCAUUUAGACAAUUACUAUUCUCAGUAUUUUUAGUAGUUUUAGGGAAUAUAAAUCUUAUAAAUAGCUCUUUGUCUUUUCAGUUCAGAUCCAGGUUUUGUUCACUUAAAAAAAAAAAAAAAUCAUUUUUGAAACUGUAUUUUAAACGACUGAAUGAGGGAUUUAAUGUUCAUUAUUGAAUGAUUGAUUGACUGAGGAGCAGCUUCCUUUAGUUUUAUUGAGUCUUAGUUCAUUUUAUUAUCGGCGCGAUGAGGAGAAACGUCUCGGUGUAAUUUUCACUGCAGUGAGUCAGAAAAAGGGAAAUCACUGAUGUGUGUGUGUGUGUGUUAAGUUAUUGAUUGAUUGGUAUAAAUUCAUUUUUAAAGUGGACGUGAGUGUGAACCCACCACAGAGGGAACACAAACAAAGCCUAUCCUGCUGUCUCCACUGAAGCUGCUUUUUAUUAUGUGCUCGUAUGUCAAAGUUCAACACAUGCACUGGAUUAUAACGUCUUUUUUUUCCUCUUUUCAGAUAAAAAAGAUAAAACUUUAUUUUCUCGCAGGUCUGAUUCACAUCAGUUUCCUGUUGACAGAUAAAUCGCUGUCGUUAUGCCUCAGGAUUAAGUCUGUUUUUUUUUAAUCGUCUGUUUUUUUGUCCUCAUGUUUUAAAAAAGAAGAAAAAAAACUGUAAUCUGUAAAUUGAGAUGUAUGUAUUCUGAUGCUUUCAGUUUUUAUGUAGCUGUUUUAAUUAUUUAAGUAAAAAGAACAAAUUUUGUGAAGCCAGAUGCUCGUAGUAUCAGUAUUAAAGGACUUUAAGACAACUUUACAACAGACUGUUUUUUUAUUAAUUACAGCGAAUUAGAGAGGGAAAUAAAAUGGAGAGAGCGAGAGAAAGGUGGGAUUUUUGCUGAAUUUGCGCCUCUCAUGUAUCG